AGCCCACGGCCACCGGGAGCAGGAGUGUCAGCCCAGUCCUUCCUCCACUGCUUCACGUUGGCCAGCGCUGCCUUCAACCUGCAGGUGGCCACCCCUGGGGGGAAGACCAUGGACUUUGUGGACGUGAGUGAGAGCAAUGCACGCUGGGUGCAGGACUUCCGCCUCAAGGCCUAUGCCAGCCCUGCCAAGCUCGAGUCCAUCGACGGUGCCCGGUACCAUGCCCUCCUGAUUCCCAGCUGCCCCGGGGCCCUGGCCGACCUGGCCAGCAGUGGGUCUCUGGCCCGAAUCCUGCGGCACUUCCACUCCGAGAGCAAGCCCAUCUGCGCGGUUGGCCACGGGGUCGCCGCCCUGUGCUGCGCCACCAACGAGGACCGGUCCUGGGUGUUCCGAGGCUACAGUGUGACCGGGCCAGCGAGCCUGACGCGGUACACGUGGUGCUGGACCGCCACCUUGUCACGGGCCAGAACGCGGGUUCCACUGUGCCCGCCGUGCAGAACCUGCUCUUCCUCUGUGGCAACCGGUGAGGGCGCGGGCGAUGGGCGGUGUGCGGGCUGCUGGGCCACGCUCCCUGUGAUGGCUGCUGCUGGUGCCAGCCUUGAC
Molecule: messenger RNA, 600 nt
Organism: Myotis davidii
Lineage: Eukaryota; Metazoa; Chordata; Mammalia; Chiroptera; Vespertilionidae
Gene: GATD1
Product: Parkinson disease 7 domain containing 1
Exons: 6
Source: RefSeq, a predicted model, not a curated record